AAUCAGAGAAACACCGACGCUGAGGUUCUUGCUCAUGCGGCUCAGUUGAUUGAUCGCUAUCACCAUGUUGCCAUCACGGAUGAACGCGAUUAUCAGCUAGUUGGGGCUACCUGUUUUCUACUUGCCAGCAAACUGAAAGAAGCAAUACCGGUGUUUAUUGAUACGCUAAUACAACACAUGGGUUUCUCUUUUAAUAAAUUCGACGUCUUAGCGAAACUGCAGUAUGCGUAUUUCUUCAUCUCCACAAUAUUGAAGCGUGAUAUUGUGGAGUUAUCGGACGCGGUACCGAGCGAUGACCAGGAACCGUCGAGUGAUUCUCCGGAGUUGCCAAGUCAGAGUCCGUCUUAG
This is a messenger RNA of Mesocestoides corti, 348 nucleotides long. The record is from the annotation of a GenBank genome assembly. NCBI's taxonomy places the organism in Eukaryota, Metazoa, Platyhelminthes, Cestoda, Cyclophyllidea, Mesocestoididae.